UAUCAGACGCGUUGCCGGUCAUGGGCUACGAGCCGCACUUCGGGAACGUUCCUAUAUUUGUUUUUUUCUCAUACGAUCAAAUCAACGGAAUAAUAUAAUAAAAUUACUGUCGUUAUUAGGCACACUUCCGUGCGAACACACGUUACGAUCGGACGCCGAUAGUAUCUACUCGUGUAUCAUACGAAAACGCCGCAUCCAUCGGACAAACCGCAUAUAGGACUUCGAAAAAAUAUUCAAUACUGCUGUUCGAGUUUUUGCCGGUCUAACAUUAUAUAGGUACGUAUAUUAUAUUAUGAUGAUAUAUAUGCAUGUAUAGGCGAACAAAUCGGGAUAGUACAAAUGUUUAUUGUAUUGUUCACGCCCGACUAUUAUAAUACUCCACUAGGUUUUUUUAUUUCUAUAUAUAAACGCAUAAAACGUAUUUGCAUUUUUAAAUUAAUAUCAUCACGCGUCACAAUUUACCUGUAAUCAAUAAUUAUCAAGCACACGUUUCCAGUAUGUAUAGGAUAGAUAACUUAAAGUCUGUAAAAUUUUACUCAUUAUUUUGGCUCGCUCCAUAAUGAUGGAAUAAUAAUAAAAAUCAAAAUAACGUAAAACGCUCAUUGUCUCGGAAAUUAUUAACUUUUUUCAAUGAUCUUUUUUAAACGGUUUAAACUUUGAAAUGUUACGUUAGAUAACGUUAUUUUUUGGGAAUGAAACCACUACUCUGCACUUUUGAUUUUCGAAUAGCUACUAAAUUUUCAAAUGCCAUGAACAGAUAACGUUUUAUUUUAAACACAUUUCUGUGUUGACAUUUUUAAUUUCCGUGAACCCGUUUUCGAGAUAUUUCACUAUCCAUGUGGUGGGAGAGCGGUGAAUCAUUAUUUGUGUAGCCGCGCGGUCCGUGGCGUUAGAAUAAUUCUCUCUCCCAAUCUCCAAUUUAUCAUAAUAAUAAGCGAAAUAUACUCACCUACGCAUCAAGUUCGAAAUGAACGCCUGUGUCUGCCAAAAUCUUUCUUUCUACCGUCCGUCUGUAUGACUGAAUAGGCAGGUACGACGUGCCAAAGCUAGGCAGUAACUAGUUACAAAGAAUUUACAAAUAUGAGUAACUUUGUAGUUUACAAUUUACAUUUUUUUCAUUGAUAACUUGUAACUUAAUGUGUUGCUUUUGCAGUUAGUUUUUCAUUAAUAAUUUAAUAACUCGUUAAUUAUUUCUCCGUCAUAAAAAUUUACCUACCAUUUUUAUAAUAACAUCAUAAAAAUAAUUAUCCUACAUAUAUCUAAAUAUCGAAUAAUGAUAAUAAUAUUAUCAUUUAUUAACAAUAUGGUUGAUAGUUAAUGUUUUCGAUAGAUGCAUAAUACUAGAUAGCUAAUUGACAUUUUCAUAUGAUGCCAGUCGCCAUAUGCGUGGUGGUCAAUGUUUUCAAUGUUUCAAUAUUCUUAUCAAUACAGCUUGAUAAUAAUAUGAUAUUGCGCUUGGUGUUUGUUUUGGCAUCACUCAUUUAUUAAUAUCACUAUAAUUAGUUCUUAAUUCUAUUCAUGAUUUCCCGAUCGAUUUCAUAACAGUAUUAAAAUGUAAUUAAUUUAUAGCAUGGACUUUUUUGGAGUCUAUUGAGGAAAAAUGGAAUGAAGGUGUUAUGUUUUAUUUAAAUAUUUAUAAUACUAUGUAACAUAAUAAAAAUAUACCACAGCACGCUCAAGAAGAACAAAAUCAAGUAAAUAAAAUUAUAACAAUCGUGAUUAUAAAAUGUGAACAUUGAUUACCGCAUAUAUGGAGGCUGGCGUCAACGUUUAAUAUUUCGAUGUACUCGAAUAACAAAUUAGCUAUCUAGUAGGUAUUCUAUAUCUAAAAUAUUUUCCAAAACAAAUUUCAUUAUCAGUGAUCAUUUAUCAACAUUUAAUCAUAAAUAAUAAAGAAAUAGUACCAGAUACGGUUUAUAAGACGAAUAAAAUAAACGGUUCAGUACCUCCCUACUUGGAAUAAACGAUACAGUUACCCUACUAAAGAAUACAGACGGCCAACAGAAGCCUAGAUAUAAGGGGUGGUGGAUGAAUCUACUUUUGCUUAAAAUAUUUUUCUUUUGGUCUAGAUAAAAUAAUAUAAAUAUUAAGACGAGAAAGAUUACUAAUAAAAAUAUUCGAUUUUAAAAUUAUGUUAAUUUCGGAGAAAACCGGGUAGGCCCGGACUUACCAAGCCUGCACGCUGGCUACGCCAUUGGCUAACAGUGAUUUUUAGCAGUAACUGUUGUUAGGUAUACUUAAUGAAUGCUGCUACUAUAGCUGAUGACUACUAUCAAAUUGAGAAAAUGUUCAAAUAUAAUAUACUUGUAUUAUAUUAUUAUGUCUACGUUAAUCAUUUAAACCAAGGUAUAUAUUUUGAAACAGUUGGUCAUAUUUAAUAAGUUACGUAGCUAUGUCGUUUAUUCUGGGUAGGCAGGUACUGAUGAGACCCGUUUAUUCUAUAAGUGAUGUAAACCGGUUUGUUUUACUGUCUGAUAGAAGAGGUUAAACAUCGAGAUAAAGAAACAAUACUGAAGCGCGUACACUGAUACUGAAAACGAGGCAUGUUUUAAGACACUUCCUCCACCACUGCAAGGCAAGAUGAUAUACUGUCACAUCAGUUUACAUAGUAAUACGCUUCGGCAUCGGCAUUUCGUUCAAAUAUAUACUAUUUUUUUUUUUAUUUUUUUUUUGUGUUGAAUUUGUAUUUGUUUUCCCUUUCCUACAUUACCGAUUUACCGGCGUGUGUAUGUAUACUUAUUAUUAACAGACAUCGAGAGACAGAUAAAAAAUAUUUUAUUAUUGUACAGUAUUGUUUACAUGUCUUGAUGUUAACAGAUAUAUUUUUAAAAAAUGACCACCUAUUAGAAUAUUGUACUUUAAUAUUUUGAAUUAAUUAUUUAUUAUUUUUUGAUAAUAGGUAGGUAACUUAAUUACAGUACGCCGGUUUUUAUGUUAUGUUUUAGAAUAUUACUGUAUUUACUAUGAGAAAUGAUAAAUUGUAUUUUAUAAACUCUUAGGUAUUGGUAUCUAUUCUUUAAUGUUUAUAAAAUAAUCACUACUUUUAUUUUUAAAGAAUGACUGAAGCAGUAUUUAAAUUAUUUAUCUAUAUAUGAUCAAUCAAUAGUUACAUAUUAAAACGAUUUCGAAUACCUUUAAAAAAAAAAUGGACAUCAUUUACGGCAAAAAAGUAAAAUAUAAUACAUUUUUAUUAUAACGGAUAUUAAUUUCAUGUCAAUUCUUUUUUAACUAAUAAUAUUAAGAGAUGGGCAUGCAAAAAAAGGAAUGUGUAAAUCUUUUUUACUUGAAAAUUCAAUCAUUUGGUCUAAGUAAAAAUUUUAAAAUUUUAAAUCGUAAAAUCAAAAAAUAAGAGUAUUUCUUAAGAGAAAAGUUUUUAACAGAAUCUAAAAUUAAAAAAUUUAAUAAAACGCGUACGCAACUCAACUCAGUCUCUAAAAAACCGCGUGCUCGACCUAUACAAUAAUUUCCUCACGCAAUUCGGAAAAACCAUCACACCUCGUAGAUAUAAAACACCUUACUUUAAGAAACCCUUGGAAUAACUAUAUCCGUCCCUCUUGGAACACUGAUAAGGUUGCUGUUAAUGGAUAGCUUAACCAUAUCUUUAUUAUUUAUGCAUCUAAUACGGUAUACUGAUAUUAAAAUGUUAUACAGUAUCUGUGAAUUUCGCAGUAUUGUAUGCAACACACUUUAAUCUAACCUUAAAUACUGUCUGUAUGCUUAUAUAUAGGUACAUAUUUCGUGUUUUAUGUAUUGAACAGGUGUAAAGUGCUCAUACAUAUUCAACUAAUAUAGUAUCCAUUAAAUUAUUUAUUUUUCCAGUGAGUAACUUGUAAUUUAAUUUAAGUUAUUAAAUAAAGAAAAAUAGCUGUAAAUUACUUAUUACUAAAAUUGAGUAACUUUCUCAGCUUACCUAUAUCACUGGCAAACUGAGAUUAUAGCAUUGCACUUUUUUUUCAUAUUUUUAGAUUGCCGUACGUCAACAGCAUCCGCAGUCGAACGUCACGUUCGCGUCACAUUGGACCGCAUCUGAAUUCACCACAAUGGAGGUAAGUGACACUGAAAUGGAUGUAAACAUCAAACCAAUUAUCAUAUCACGUAAUAUUUAACUCGAUUAAUAAAUAACCGCAGUCAAUACGAGUCAUUGUAAUAUAGUAACAAAUAGUCAUAAUAUUGUUUAUACAAUGAAAUUUAGGAUGCCGGAAGUAAACAAGUUAAACAAAUUAAAUGAUUUAAUUACGAACUAAAUAUUGGUUUUACAACGACUUAAUAAAUAGGAAGUUCAUUUUUAACGAUGACAUGCUAAUUCAAUUUCAAUCCUUUUUAUAGUUUUUAACUCAGAAUUAAAUGUAUAAUCUAUAUACACUACCUAUUUGAAUAGAAGAAUAAAGAAGAUAAAAGGUAUUCAAUUUCAAUAGUGGUUAAGGAAAUAAAUAUAGUUAUCAAAUUGAUAUAAUAUUCUGUGGAGUUGGUCACACUUAUUGUACAUAGUUUUAAAACGGUAUUGAUUUUGUAUCGUGUUUUUCUUGCUUUUGUUUUAAUGGUCAUGAAUAUAUUAAAGAUACUUAAUUAAAUAAAUUGAUCUUCUUUUAAUUAUUAGUAAGUAGAAUUAUUGCGUGUUUUCAAUUAGAAUAAUGGAGUACAAAAAAGUGACUAGGAAAAUGCGAUUAACGUGAGUACAAAUAAAGUAAAAUCACCCGGAUCACAAAGAAUAAUAAAAAAGCAAAAUAUGUAAAUUCGGAAGUAUAAAGAACUCAAGCUACAAGAGAAAAAUUUAGAGACUUGAGUAGAAAUAUGAUAUAUGCUGAUAAAUAAAAGAAGUGAAAGUUAAGUAGUUUUAUUUUUAAGUUGAAUUGAAAGUAAUGAUUAUAAAGUACUAAAAUCUUUCUUUAAUCCAAUUAGGGGUGGAUCCAGGACAAGAUCACUGGGGGGGGAGGCUAUUUUGAAAAUUUAUAUAAGAUACGCAUUUAUGACGAGCUCAAUGAUGAAUUAAGCUAAGUGUAUAUUUGAAAGUUAACGGUGGGGUGAUCGCUCCAAUUGCGCCCCUGGAUCUACCACUGACUCCAAUUUUAUCCAAAGAUGUGGAGUAUGAGCAGUUAGUAGGCGAUACGAACAAUUAUUAUCCGAAUUAUUAGCCUAAUGUCUUAAUUCAUGCAGAACAGUUGAAAUUCUACAUGAAGAUAAUGAAACUAUUUCAAAAUAACAACGGAAAUUAUCAAUUUUAUGUUACUUUGAAAAUAAUUUGGAGGAAGUGUAACAGGACCAUAUAGUUUAUGGUGUCAUAUAAAAUCAUUAAACACGUAUCAUAACAAAACGGAAUAAUACAAUAGCUGUUACGGUAUAACUUGUCAUUUUUAAAACCAACAUUAAAAUAUAGAAAACAUUUACAAAUUUUUUUUUACAUAAAUUAAUCGUUUUGCAUUUUUAAACAUCUUCAUGUUUUAAAAGAUUCCACGAAUAAGAAUAUUGAUCACUAAGUUAAUCGAGAUAAUAGCAUGUUGUUCAAUGAUAAACGCUAUUCUACUACCGGCGUAUCGCGUACAAAUUAUCGGAGCACGCCGUUUUUCGUAGUUCUUGGAAUCUCUGUGUAACAUAACAAUGUGUUUUAUAUUGAAAGCAUUAAAAAAAAAAAAUAGGUAUCUAUAUUAUUGUCUAACCCGGCGGCUUCCAACCCACUUGUGGGCCGUGGGUAACGUGGUACUGAGCCACGGACGCUAGUCGAGGUUUAAAGCCAAAGGUCGGCACAAAUUGUAUAUUAUUUAUAUUAUUAUAUAAUAUUAAACGUCUAUCGAGAUUCAAUAAUAAUCCCACAAUGAUCGCUAUCGUAAAAUUAUUGAUUAUCGUUUUCUUAUCUAAUAUUCUAAAUAAUAUCUAUUUCACAGACACGGUUAAUAAAUACAUCUGUUACUGGAGUAUACUCGUAUAUCUAUUAACCGUGGCACACAAGUACCUAGAAUGUUGGUGCUCUCGUACGAUACGAUUUUUUUUUUCUUAUUUCAUUUUGGACGCUUAUGUCUUCCACCGGUUGCUAUAAUAUGCCUAAUUAAUCUCGAUAUUAUAAUAUGUAUAAUAUUAACACUUCCGUGGAAAAAAACAAUGUCAAAAAUCAUUAAUUUUAAUUUUAACCACUUAUUUAUUGUUUGAAUACAAUGAUAUAAACUUCUUUUUCUUGUGAAUAAUUUUUUUUUAAUUUUUGUUGUACGUGUUUAGAGUAUGUGUUCCUUAUUACUGAUAUAUGUGCAGUCUGAGAACCGUUGGAUUACACUAUUGUCGACCAUCCAGACAUAAUCUGUCCACUGCAGUCUUGCGCUUCUUAUACAUUUAUUAAACUAUACUUUAUUUUCCAUAUAAUCAUUAGGUUAGGUAAACAGCUGAAUUAUUUAAUCUUCUCUCCCACAUUUUAGUGUCUAGAGUUAUUAUAGCUCGGGUACAACACGCUGGUGUCACCGUUUUCCGCCAAAAUCAUUCAGAAUCAUCAUAUCUGUCAUUUCCGACACAGGUCAUAUUAAUUUCCGCCAAAAAUAAGAUUUUUUUGUUUUAAUAUAUGUAUUACAUAUAUCAUUAUAUUAUUUUAGAUACUCUUGAGAACCUCUGAACCUAAAUCCCUCAAAUCGUACGAUGUACGCACCUCACCUUGUAUCAUAGACAUUUUUUUGGAGGCUGUUCAGUUGUAUAUUAUCACAUAUUGUAUAAUAAACCAUUUUAAGAUAUAAUAUAUUCAAAACAGUAAUUUAAGAUUUUCUGACAUUUAUGGUGGGAGGAUUCUGCAGUUCACUCAGCACCCUUAGAUUUAUUUAAUAAAAAAAAUAGUUUACAUUGUUUCGUCAAAACGGUUCUCCAAAUGAAUCGUGUACAGAUUGUAUGAAAGUAAAUAAACACGAGAUAUAAUGCAGGUGAGGAUACAAGGGGAGAGGGUCAUGGGAGCGUUGCCCUCUUCAAAUGUCACGAUAAAAAUACUAAAUUAUUAUACUAAUAUGUCAAGCAACGAUAACAAUCAAAUAUUUUUUUUUUUUUAGGUUAGGCUGUUAUUUUUAGUUUUUAUAUACAUUUAAUAAUAAUAAAUGCAUUGUUUUGCGGACAGUUCUAUUUAUAAUUCAGUAAUUUUUAUAAUUGUACCGACUUACGACGUAACCGAUAUCGGGCGUGGUCUCAUAUCGUAAUCGCCCGCAUUUGUAGGUCAACUGUUAUAAAUAUUUUUAUUCGGUAUCAUUUUAAUCAGUUUAUUUUAUUUUCAUUAUAUUUAUAAUGAUUCAGUUAGAGAAUGUUUUGUCAUGUUUGUCGAUGCUUUUGAUGAAGUUUCGGUUAUACAAGAGGAACCUGAAGAUAACAAGGAAAGUGAAAUAAAUUAUGAAAAAAAAAAAAGAAAUUUCAAUAACUGGAUAAUUAUUAGGUGAAAUUAUUAUCAAGCGAAUAAAUAGUAUCGGUCUUGAUUUGAAAAAAAUGUGUAGGUGUGGGAACUAAUGGAUGUAGCGUAAUGGUUUACGAACUUCGUGGAGCUGUUAGUAAAAUCAUUAAAGUAGCAUCUAAUGCCCGCAGGUGCCCUUGUUAUUCAUUCGCUAAAUAAUUUUAUAUCACAAUAUUCACAUGUCAAAAAUAUCAGAGAUCUUUGUUGUUGAAAAUUAUUGUUCACUUUGUUGUCUCUCUUAUAUGCUUAACUAAUUUCCACUAAGUAAAUGUUUUCAAAAAAAACCUAUUAAUUUACACGUAGCAGCCAAUAUACUGAAAUAUAUACAAAAAUAUUUGUCAGAAUGCCGAGAAAAUGUUUCUGCUCGGUUUACAGACAUUUAUAAAUCGUCUAAGAAUAUGGCUACAACUCAAAAAGUUGAUUUGAAAAUUCCAAGAAAUUGUUCAAGACAAACGAAUCGUGCAUAUUAUCCAACCAAUAAUACAAAAGAAUAUUAUAAAUUAGCCUUAAUUAUUCCAUUAUUAGAUUAUGUCAUAAAUGAUUUAAAAGCACGUUUUUCACAAAAAACACUUGAAUGCUUUAAUCUUUCAUAUAUACUUCCUGACAAAAUUAUAAAUGAAAAUACAACUUCAUAUUCAUUAAAUAAAUCAGACAUUAUCAUUUAAGCAUUAGCAGACGAUUUUAAAGUACUUCUUUCAAAUGAAAAAGACAUGGUAUUUACUUUAUUAGUUUGCGAGUAUAGAUUAUGAAAACAAAAAUGGAACCAUGAAUAACUUGAAAACAUUUCGGUAAAUUCCGUGUGUUACGAAAAUACUUGCGAAUUUUGACGAAGAAAUAUUUCUGUUAAUUAAUCGUCUUUUGACCAUUUUGACAACUCUUUCAAUAAGCAAUACAAGUGCUGAAAGAACGUUUUUCACACUACCAAGACUCAAAACAUGGCUGAGAUCAACUAUGUCAGAGACUACAUUAACAGAACUUGGUAUUUUAAAUAUUCAUCGUGAUAUUGACGUAGAUGUCACUAAAGUUAUUGACAGGUUUUCAAAAACCAAAAUAAAAUUAGAUUUUGCUUUAUAAUUUAUAUUUUAAUUAAUAAUUAAUAUUUUUUAAUUGUUUUGACAAUUUACUUAAAAACCUUACCUAGUUUUUUUUUAAGUUUUUAGUUGAAAGUUGAUUUCUUUACAAUGUUAAGAAAUAUUAAUGGCAAUACUCGUAAUAUUUAAAAUUAUUAAAUUUUAUAUAUUAUAUUAUGUCCACAAUAUAAAAUGCCUCCCCCCUGUAAUAAUUAUUUUGGAUCCACGCCAAAUAAUAUAAAUUCUCAAAACAUUUUUAAAAUAAUGAAUUAAUUUUUUUUUUUUUUUUUUUGUAGUAAUCGGAUAUAACCUUGGUAGAAAACUGAUCAUAACAAUCAUAACGGUUAAGGGUCAAUUUGACGCAAAACCCUCAACACGCAUACCAUUUGCCAUAAUUAUUAAUAAUAACAUUACUAUAAAUUGUAUUAUAGCGUGGCAGUGGGAGGGCAAGGAGACAUUCCCCCUUGUCAUCAGCGAGCCUCUAUAUGGCUGGGAAUGAGCUGGUGUCCGGCUAAUUUUGGGCUGCAAGCCUGCAAACUUGAAUCGUGUUAUUUUGUUAUAUGAUUUAUGUUAUACAUAGGGCCACUCUGAGCUACAUUUUUUUUUUUUGGUUCGCUUGUAAACAAAUCACUUAUAGAUUCUGUGCUGAGCAAGGAAUGUAUUGGUUUUACAAUGAUGUUUAUUUUUUUUUUCUGUGAACAACUUUUAUACCAGAAAUUUUGCUCUGAUUUCCAAGUGUAACCCCUUUUCUGAAUUGGAAUUCAGGAGUGCUACUUUAAGAAAAUCAUUUUUUUGAUUUUCCGAGGUAUUUUUUUAAUAAAUGCGAAAAAAACGGGGAAAAAAUGUAGGAAAAACGGGAAGAAAAUAAAAUAAAUGGGUUAUUAUGUCUAUAAUAGUAAGUAGUAAAUUAUAUAAUGUAGCUAUUUGAGAUAAUAAUGUAAUUGUGACGAAUAAGUUAGUGAGAUGUUUUUUUUUUCAGUUUUAUUAUGAACCGGUCAAAACUUUGUCCCUCCUUUCCAAAACUGAACUGACACUAUUGUAGCAUGGUGAUAGUUUUCUACAGUCAUAUUUUGAUAAAUGAAUAUGUAACUUAAUAUGUUUUGGGUUAUCGAAAAAUUUCAACGAAUUACAUUUAAAUUUAAACAUAUUUUUAAAUGAUACAUUUUUAAGACGAUAAUAAUAAUCUACAUAAUACGCUACUAACUAUAGAUCCAAUAUUUCACGAGAAUAUUCCUAUGAAGUCUUUGAACGACAACACUCGUACAUGGACGAAAAAAAUAAUAAUAUCAGAAUGAAAAAAAGAAAAAUUACCUCCGUUACCGCUGCCGCCGUUCGGUUAAAAAUACUUACAAUUCACGGAUAAAUGACAAUGUUACCUAUAUUAUUAAGUAUGAUCACGCCGAGCGUACUCUGUUCAACCUAAACGGGAUUCCUGGCUGUCAGUAUUUGGCUGCUAUCGGCUCAGUCGAAUACUAAGAAAAUUCGUGAGUAGUAUUAAUAUUUUAGGUAUAUUUGCCACGUGCAUGUACGAUAAACACAAAACAUAGUAAAGAUAAUCGUUUUACGAAAAUAUUUGUUUAUUAUUAUUACACCAAGACUUAUAGAAAUAUUGUGUACAUAUUUUUCUCAUUGUCGUUUGCUUUAAGUCCGCAUUGUCGUAGAGCAGCAAGUAUAAUAUUUUUUAACAUUAUCAGUAGGUAUUCAACUGGUGACGGUGUCGGUACCUAUAUAGUUUACCAGGUGAUCCAUUUAAGUGGGUUGACUCAUUAUUUCGGAAAGUAUAAACUUUUUCCCGAAUUUGUUUUCUAUAACGUUUAAGAAACAAGCAGCUCUACAAUUUUAUAUUUGUGUUAUUUUUUGUCACCCUUAUGUUUGGGGCUAAAACCACUACCCACUUUUGAUUUGACAACCUAUAUUAAAAAUUCCAUAAACAGAUGGAAUAUUAGUUAAAAUAAAUUUCACUGUUGACAUUUUUUAUUUCCGUUAAUCCAUUGACGAGAUAUUCCACUCUUAAGUUUAAAUUGGAAGAGAGUAGCGGAGGAUCGUUUGUGUGGCGGUACGGCGCGCGACGUGUUAAUAAUGCAUCACUACUAUAUGAAAUACUAACACAUAUGAAAAACGGGACAUUUUACUGCAAUAAUCGUAGUGACCUAAAUUUUUCAUAGAUAAUUCACAUGUAUUUCACAUUACUAAUGGCUAUAAUAUUUUAUAGACGUAAGCAAAUUGUCAAAAUAUCACCAAUUUUUUUUUAAUUAUUUUUAGACAUUUACAGUUGUGUAUGGUGAAGUUUAAUGACAAUUAUAAUUUUUACGAUUUUCGUCAAAGUUUGAACUUUAAACGUGUAUAAAAAAACAACCACAUUAUACUAAUUUGUUUGCGUACCUACCAUAAGUGCAAAUUAUUAAACUUAUUAUAAUGGAUCCCGAGAAAAAUUUCCUAAAAUUUCUCUCCGGCCAAAACAUUUUAUAUCUAUAAAAUAUCUCAAAAAUACCGAAUGUCUAAAAUUAACUAAAAAUCACCAGAUUUCUUUGAAAAUUUACCUCCGUUUAAAAAAUAGGUCUAUUAUUAAUAUAAAUUACUUGUGAAUUGCCAUUAAAAUAUAUAGAUCACUAAAAUUAUUGUUUCUAUGGUUAUUUUCUUAUGCACAAAAAUAAUAGAAUUUUCUUUCAGAAAAAGUAUUACUCUAAAAAAUUGAGAAUAGGAUUGCUGAUAAAUAAGUAAAUCCGAAAAACUCAAAAAUAAUGAAACUUUAACGUCCGCAAAUAUCUCUAAUUUUCCUUUACUUUUAAAUUCUGAUUGGAGCGGACGAUGUAUUGAUUUUACAAUGACGUUAUUAUUUUUAUUUUUGUUUUUUAUUUUAUUGUUUACAAAAUUAUACUAGAAAUCUUGCUCCAAUGUAUCAAGUGUAGCACCUUUUCGGAAAGGGAAAUUUAUCCAGUUGGUACAUUUUUUAUGUGGUUUUCAUAAUAAUUGUGUAAUAUCGAAAAAAAAAAACAGGGAAAUUUACGAAAAUGAUUUUAUUAUAUUCAGUUAUGUUCUUUCGUUGUGAUUCACAAUGUUCUUAGGGACUUAAAAUUAAGACAGAAAACUUAUAUUUACCUUUUCUAGACGUAGUACCAUAUUCAGAAUAUUUGAGCCAUUGUUGAGAUAUUUAUGUAUAUUUUAAUUUUGAGAGUUUUUUACGUAAUUUCUAAUCAGAAGGUAUAUACAAUUCAAUUGAAUUAUAUUAUAAUAUUUGAAUCAAUAUUUAGACCGAACAGAAAUAUUUUUCUUCUAGUUUUCCUUAUUAUUAAGAAAAUAAAGUACAAUGGAAAUUAAUAGAAAACAUUACACACAAAUCGCCACCGGAAAUCACCGCUAAUGAUGAUAAUCAAUACAAAAUAUUUCUUGCUAAAAAGUUGUUGACAGACAAAAAAAAAAAUUUUUAAAAAUCAUAUUAGUAUAAUAAGUCUACAUUACAAAGUGUGUUCUACAGUUUCGUCCAUAUGCCAAUGUUAAUUUUGUCAGUAUUCAUUUCUUUUUUUCAAUCGAGUUUCGUGUGAAGAGAACAUAUAUGAAGAAAAAAAUUAAAUUUUUAUUUUCAUCUCUUAAUUAUUUAAACAAAUAUUAUUUUAUUUUAUCAAUUUUCAAAAUUUACGAAAUAGUCACCAAUUUAUAAAAGAUAUUAUUCUAAACAUUUUAAUGUAACAUACAUUCAUAACCGAUCAAUAGUUUCUUAGUUUCGUAAUGACUAUAAUGUGUAGAAAACAGGCGUGAAAACAAUAGUUACUAAUCAAUAGAAGAUAGGGAACUGCCAUGCUGAUUGUUAUUUCUUAUCACAUAACGUGUUAUUCGAAUGAACAUUAAUUAUUUUCACGCCAAUUUUUUAGAAAUUCAAACUGCUAUCACUAAUACAUGUUUGAUCAGAUAUGAAUGUAUGUUACAUUAAAAUGUUUAGAAUAAUAUUUUUUACAAAAUUGUGAUUUUGAACAUUUUUAAAAAUGAUAAAAUGAAGUAAUUUUUUUUUUUAAUAAUUAAGGGAUGAAAGUUAAAGUUUAGAUUUUCUCUAAAUAUGUGUCCUCUCUGAAAAAAUCACAAAAAAAAAAAAUGAAUAGGUUUUAUUAUAAGCGUAAGGACCACAUUGUAGGACAUUAUGUAUUUUUCACUUUGCUCAUAAUUUCGGUAAAAUAGUUAAAACUAAACUAUUUUUAUAGAUUGUUGUGAAUCUUAUUUUUUCCAAAAAGUCAUGGAUUUAUAUGAAAUCCUGAUAACGUUUAGUAAUAAUUUUUAUGCCACGUAAUAAAAUAUGAAAUCAACUUGAUAUAUUAUGUGCCACAUAAAUAAUAUUUUAUUAUUUUUAUUUACUAUAAAAACUGUAAGGUAUUUGUUUGAAUUGUUUUUUAAAUGAUAUUAUUUUAAAAAAUGCAGAUUUAAAAGGAAACGUACACUAAACAUUUUUUAUUUUGUUUUAAACGAUUACAUAACAAAAUAAAUAAAUAUCGAUUAAAAUACGUGUACUACAAAUUUCUACAGAAAUAGCCGAAAUUACGGUGUUAGGUGAAUUACGUCCCAUUUUUUAUAAAACUAAGUGAAUUUCGUCCCUGUUAUAUAUAAUAGGUAAUUUGUUGGUUAAUUUUUUCAUUCAAUUAUUCGUCAAUCAUUUAUGUAAAAAAAAAAAAAAUUAAAAUUAUGAAAGUAUAUUAUAUAUAUAUAAUAAACAUUUAAAUAAAACGAAUUUGACCUAUUUGAAUCUGAUCAAUAAUUUAUUAUUAUAUUCAAUCAUUUUUUCUCGAAUAUAAUUUUCUUUUUCGUUUUUUUUGUCCAUUAUUUCAUAUUUUUAUGUGUGUAUUUUCAGUCUGUAUAUUUUUUAGAACAUCAAUAAAGUUGUGACUAUUCGGAUGACUAGUGAUAAAUAGAUUAUUUAAUUUGAAGUGAAAUGUCUCACAAUUGUUAUUGGUUGUCAGAUUUGUCGUCGGUACAAAUUCAGCCCAGAAAUUUGGAGAGAAACUUGCAUCUGUAGUAGUAAUGCAAGUUUUUAAUAUGUAUCCUAUGAAUUUAUUAUAUAUGUAUAUAAAUAAAACAAAUUUCGGGGACGCAAUUCGCCAACUUAUAAAAAAUACCCGAGCCGCAAUUUACCUAGCUCUGUAUUAACAUUUUAUUUUUGGGACGCGAUUCACUGAACCCGGAAAUUACGAAAUGAAUGGAUCACUCUGUACACAUUGACACCGUCUCAAUGUCACGUUUUAUUUAAUAUUAAACGACAGCCAAUAUUUGUUUAAAACGUAUUUGAGUAAAAAGAAUUACAUACACAUAAAUAUAAUGAUGAUGAUGUUUUAAGAAUAUUAUUCCAUAUUUGUAAUAAUACGUAUUUAUAAUAUCUACAAAAGUAGUUGGGUAGAUAUUAUAUCAAUAUGUUUAACAUAAUAUAAAAAUCUUUUAAUUGGUUUUGUAAUCAAAAUAAUAUUUCACUAAUUUCCAAUAUUGUUUUUGAUAAACCGUUUUUUUCUCCAUCGUUAUCGAAUAGAAUAUUGUCAAACGUAUUUUAUUAUUAUCGGGAGCGGACGAAAAUAUAAUUUCAGAACAUAAACUCUGUUUGUUUAUUCGUCGAUUAACCACUAAUUAACGUUCGUUUAAAGGCGUCUCGUAGUAGUGAUCUUUGUCUGCUACUUUGUGAAUAUUUUACUGUGAAAAAUAAAUGCAACCGUUUAGUCUGCGCAUAACACAUAUAUAAAAAAAUCAAAUAAAAAUUUGGCUGUAAAUAUAAUCGACAUAGACAACGACCGUCAUACGUAUAUGAAUGUCCCACCAGCCUUCUGUAAGUACUAUUAUUUUCUAUACAGUACUUUUUAUUUCUAAUUUUUGCAAGAAAUCACAUUUAUUUAAUUGUAUUUUUCAAUAAACACUAGUUGCGCCACUGGAAAGUAGGAUAUAUAGAGUGAUUUAAUUUAUACCUGAUUAAUAAAUUAUUGCUAUACCUAUAGUUAAAUCAAGUAACAAUUUAAAAAAAAGUGGCCAAAGAGGGAGAUUGUCUUUUCACACUCCUUAAAACUACUAUCGAAUUUGGUUACAUAUGACAUUUGAUACAUUUAAGGUACAUCGGGUCGGAUAAACAUGUUCAGUGAAAAUAGUUUUUACCUCGUGGGAAUUAUCGAAAUUUAAUAGAAUUAAAUAUUUAAAGUAUUUCAGUUAUUUUAUACGUUUCAGAUUAGCUUGAAGGCAAAUAUCACAGCAUUGGUGAUAGUGCUGCUUUGUGCGGUGGUGAAAACUAUAAGAGAAACACCGGUCAUCGAGAGCGAGCUCAAGACCGAAAUCAGAUGUCAUAAACAAUGCAUUUGUACGGCCUACGAAUUGCUUUGUCCCGGAGCCAAUAUCACCGAAGUCCUAAAUUACGGCCUAAAUAUGCAGGUAAAUGUCGAGUUUACUAUAAAUGUUCCAUAAAAAUCAUUAAAAAUUUCAGAUACAUCUUACAUACUUAAUUAUUCAAAUUAGAAAUAAGAACGAAUAUUGAUCGUAACAUAAAAAAAGAAAAAAGUUGUCAAUGUUAAUUAUUCAGAAUAUUCUGAGAAUAAACUAGAAUAUAACUAACUAUGUAUCAGGUACUAAUAAAUAUAAGGUUAAAAAACUGCGUUAAAGUAAUUUCCUCACCGCAAAACAAAGGGAAUCAAAAAAAAAAAUUACGAUUCUAUUGAAGUUUCAUAAAAAUUAAAAAAAAACAACCAAUUGCAUUAAUAGUUCAUCUAUUUUUUUUUUUUACCAAUAACAACAACCUAUAAUGAGCCCCUCAUUUUAAAUUUCCAAGCAUUUCUGUUCGACCAAAAUAAUUUUGUCCACAAUCUGACCUAACCAAAAAAAACGAAUAUCCCAAAAAUGUAAAAUACCUAUAAAUAUUUCAAACAUCGCUAAAAUAUUUGUAUACAUAAGUUCUGUGGUUUCAGGUCUCUACGAUUAUUUUCAACGAGAUUAAAACAAAAAAAAAAAAUGUAUCCGUCUGUGUAGUUAACUUUCCCAUUUUGCUUAAAUUGUUUCGUAGUUAUCCUAAUUAUAAAUACAAAUCAAAUCGAUGCACGAAUAAGGCAGACAUGAAGAGACGUGCUACUUAUUUGUUAUAAGUUUUUUUUUUUUUUAUUUCUCCCUUAGUAAUUAUUUCUAUUUGAACGAAUAAACGAGGCAGAAUCGAAUUGCCUCCCUGACUUAAAAAUAACAAAAACUGAAUUAGCUCCUGUUUUACCCUUUUUGCUCUUUUAUACUGGAAUUGCUGAUACAUAAUAUAUGUAUGUAUAUGUAUAUUGUAUAUUGUAUAUUAUCAAUUAUAAUAUUAUAUAUAUAUAUAUAUAUUGAUCAUAUAGGUGUCUAUUUGUUUUUAUUUUUACCUGCAUAGAUGGGCCUAAAAGUUUUAUUUUACAAAAUUGGUGAUCCGCACAACUAAAAAAGUUGGAAACCGCUACUCAAUGUGAUAAUAAAAAAUUCCUAAGUAAUUAAAAUAACCAUACGAGCAAUACUAACAGAAAACAACGAGUAAAAAUUGUAUGAGACCUAAAAUUUAAUUGGAUACGAUAUAAGUAUGGAAUGUUAGGCAAUAAGUUUAGAUUCUCUCGCUUUGAUACGAGUAACCGUCUUACAUUAAUACGAUCCGUCAUCAUAUGACUGUCACAUAAUAUAGCAUAAUCCUCAUAAUAUUACUAUUAGCAUUAUUUCAUACAAAAAGCGUUUAUUAAUGAUCGUGUUUUUAUUGGGACGUUUUUCCAAAUUAAUUGUUUUGUUGACUAACCAAGUACAAUUGAUUGUAAAAGAUUCCGGAUCUUUCGAGCUGUCAAAAAAUAAAAUUAGUUUUCGGGAAAAAUAUUGGAAUUUUUUAAAAAAUGUUUCAAAUAAUGUACCAUCUACUCUAAAUGAAUUUUCACGUUAGUUCAAGAUGAUGACGAUAAAAAUAUAAAACUUAAUUUAAUACAGUGACAAUAAGAUAACCUCAUGGUUAACUGGGUGUAAACAACGUAAUCGAUUUAAUAAUAUUCGACUAAACAUAUUAAAUUGUAUAUAAUAUGGGUGGCCAACAUUAGUAUGCUCGUGAGUCUCGUUAAUAUGUUUGCGAGCGAAAUUAAUAAGUACAUUCUCUAAUGAUAUCUUUUAUGAGCCAAAAUGCUUAUAAAUGCAACUUAUUAUUUUGUAUUAAUUGAUCUAAUAUAUACUUUUUUACCAAUUUUUGUCAACUUCUAGAACCGAUCAGAGUUUUUUAACAGAAAGCAUUAACAUUUUUCUCAAUUUUCAAAUGCUAAUUAGCUAGGAGAGAUGUUACUUUCCAUCGAUAUCAUGCAACGUUUAGCAAUUUUAAUGUGCCUUUUCAAGGUCAAAAUUAAUUAGUUAAUUAACUAAGGGACUUAGAACAAACAAUAAUUAAUUGUUAAAAUAAACUUUUUGUAAUAGAUUUAAAAUUACAUAACUUUAAUCACUUUUCACAUUUGGAAAAAAUAUAACAGUGCCAAAAAAUCAGAAACACAAGUAAAAUAUCGUUCAAAGUUAACUAAUUAAUUCUCACAGAAUUCAUCAGAACUGCUCUUAUAUCAAUAGAACCAGAUCUUAAGAAGCUUGCGAAAAAAGUUCCACACAAAACAAUUUAACUUAACGUUUAUAUUUUAUUCAUUAUUUAUAUUUACUUAUACGAGUAAUAUGAUCUUGUUUAUUUAUCUGCAAUCUGUAGUUUUUAGACAAUAAAAACGCAUAUUUUUUUUUAUUAAAUGUAUACCAGGCAACUAAAUUCAUAAUAAUAACGAUAAUAAGUAAACUUUGGUUUUUGUGAAUAAGACGUGAACAAUAAGUUGGCCACCCCUGGUAUAUAUAUAUAGAUAUAAUAAUAUCGAUAAACAACCAAUGAAAUUUAAUAUAAUAUGACAUGCGUAAAUAUUUUUUUUAUCGUAUUAAUUAAAAACAAUUAUAAUAUUUUAUAGUAAAGUAUAACCGAAUAUCACAUUAGCGUUAUAAUAAAAUAACACUUAAUUAUAAAAAGGAAGAUAGUAAUUCUAACUAUGUUAUUAGGUUCAAAAUCAAAUAAUCCUGAAAUAUUUUAAUCAGGCGUUUUGUUUAGAAUUCUGUUCCGUUCCGUUACAUUUUUCGAAAAUUUGCCAGAGCAGUUUUCUAGGAGGUGAUUUCUUUGAUUUUCCAAGUGAUUUUCAUAGCAAUUUUAAAAAAUCAGGAUAAACGUAGAAAAGAUAACACUAUUUACGAAAAUAAUGUUUUUAUUGUUUUCAAUUUUGUUUUUUUUUAUUAUUGUAAUUUAGAGAAAAAUAUUUGUAGGUACUUGGUACAUUUUAACAAAAACCUUACAUUUUUCUUUUAUAGGCAUCGUAAAAUUUUCAAAACAUUCAAGAUAUAUAAUUAAUCUAUUUAUAAACAUUUUAACUUUGUGAGUUUUUUACGUAAAAUGUAUUCGAUAGGUAAUCUUUGGAUAAAAUUCUUAUACCAAACAAAAAUGCUUGAACAUUAAAAAUAAGAGGUUCAUUUUAAGUCGUGCUUAGUGUAAAUCAAGAAAAAGUUGAGUUUACUAUAAUAUUUUGAAGAAAAUCGUAAAUAUUAAGUUAGUAAAGAUUAAUCGCUGCAUACAAAUAUACAUUAAUUUCCCCUCUAUAUCUUACCUGCCCAACUUUAAUUUAUAUCUGUACACAACGAUAAAUCAUUGCUCUCAAAAAACGAUUCGAAGCAAUGUACGGUAUAAAAUAUUUUGAAAUGCCGUAAUUUUUACGAUUUUCAUUAAAAUUAGAUCUUAAAACGCUUAUAAAAAAAAUGCAUUAAACUCAUAUUUGUUUCUCAGAUCACUAUUAAGUACAAAUUAUAGAGUACCUUGUGUAAGUUUUCAAGCAUUUUUCUACCUAUCAAAUAAAAAUACACGUUAUGAAAACACUAAAAAUAUUAAAUAUCUAUAAAUAGCCCAAAAACAGCUAGAAUAUUAUAAAUAUUUUAUCACGUCUAUAAAAUGGCAAUAUAAAUACUUUGUGAAAACUACAAAAAUUUUUAACUAAAUAACAAGAAAAAAAAAAAAAUUCCGUACACUUUGCUGUAUUGUCUAAGUUUUUUCUCGGAUAUUCGUAUACAUUAGGAAAAUUGUACGACUUUCUUACUCACAAACUAGACAAUAUUUUCUUUCAUAAAUAUGCUAUUCUUGAAUUUUAGACAAAAAUAUCCGGUAGAAAAAAAUUAACUUCAUUUAAAAUGUCAUUAAAAUCGUCUCGUGUGACAAUAACUAAAGCAUCUUCCCCUCCCCUCCACCCCGGGACUAGAGGGUAAUGAUAAUUGUACUUCAAAUAAGAAACUACUGCCGAUAUACCCAGUAUUUGAAACAGAGAAGUGCAAAAUUUUGAGUUAUCACGCUUUUGUUUCUAAGCGACGCCUGCAAUUAUUUUGUUGUUUAGUAGGUAUACUACACUUUGCGAACAAACGAAUUUUACCCGUAUUUAUCAUUUUAUUUUAACGUUUAACUUAUUACCGCGGUGCGCCGCCGUAACAUGCAACGCCACGAUGAUAUUUGAAUAAAUUCUGAAUAAUUUACGAAAUACUUACGUAUUACACCUAUACUCCCCCCCCUCCCUCGUAAAAAGUUGAACAUAAUAAUUUGCACCUGUUUUGAGACGCGGCCGCUGUUCAGUCGGCGCGUAAUAUGAUAUUAUUAAACGAAUAUUAUAACAUUAUUUUAACGUUAAACUCAUUGCAUUCAAAAAGCGAUUCUCGGGACGAAAUUCAAUUCCCGUUCUCUUAUACAUAAUAAUAUCAUUACUAUUAUACUGUAAUAUUUCAACCGGCCGUUAUUAAUAAAUAAUAAGCCAUCGAACUGGAAAAUACAAAAAACGAAUACCCUAUAAAAACUUGUACGUUUAAAAAAUAUAAGGGCAACUAUCCUGUAUAAAUCAUAAGUUUGCGCAUCGCCUACGAAAACUUUUCGGACGUGCAUUUACGAUAAAUAUAGACGCGAAAUCGACGCGCGGACACUGUGCAGCGGGGAGACACUGGCGUAAUUUGUUUUUUUUUUUUAAAAAUCGCGGAAGAGAAGAAAUAAAAACAAUUCUGAAUCGCUCUAAACAUAUUAUUAUACGAGUAUGUAAUUUAGUUUGAUAGUUUGACGUGAUGUCAAAAGUAAAUUGGAAGUUGAAAGAAAUCAAUUUAUUUCCAACAAUCUAAUUUUGUUGUAAUUAUUAUUUUAAUACUUUUUUACUUUUUCUUCUCGACUUCAGCCGGGUUGCACCAAGCCGCAGAAUAAUUUGCGGCAUAUUCGUAAGAAAACCGGUUUUAGUAUUAUUUUUUAUAAUUUUAAUAAGUGAUUACAAUUUUAUAACAGCGCCAAAAAGAUUUCUACAAAAUAAAUGCAAGAAAAAAAAAUCGUUUCGAAAACAAUGCAUUUCGAUAAUUAUUAAUGUGGUUGACGGUGUGUGUGUAUUUCUACGAUCCGUGAAUGUUUUUCGGUAGUGAUUUUAUACUAUUUUAAGGCGAAAUGUCAUAUUUCAUUUUGUUUGUCACAAAAAUAUUACAUUUUAAUUGUAUACAGGUAUGUAUACUGUAUGGUAUACAGGAGACGUUGGUAACUAUAACAACAAAUCAAUUUUGAUUUAUGUCCAUAUAAUUUAUUAAUAACAUUAUCAAUUUUCAAGUAUUAGACAUAAACGUACACUAAUAAUAAUAUUGUAAAUCAGAGCAAUUUUGCUGGUAGAAAAGUUGUUCACAGAAAAAUAAAUGCUGUAAUAUUUUAUCAACUAUAGUACCUAGGUAUAUAUCGUACAUUUUCUCGUUUUCCUUCGUUUUUUCUGAUUUAUUGGGAAACAGAAUACAAGAAUAUGCACAGAAGUAGAGUAAAUAGAACAGUUCUGGAUCCCCUAAUCUAGAUCUACCUAAUCCAGUUACACAUCCCGCACAUCGUAUGGGUAAGAAAGUAGGAUAGUUAUGCUUACGAGGGGACCUAGAAUCACUCUUUUACCCUAAUCGUAGUGUGAUAAAUUAUAGGAAGUUAUAAUUUUGUCUAUUUCCGUGAUGUACUGCAUAGUAAAUUAAACUUGUAUGCGAGAAUAUUAAAAAAAAAAAAGGUAAUAUUUUGGUUUAAAAAAUUUCGUGUUAUAUUCGACAAUUUACUAAAUGUCCAUAUUUAAAUAGGUAAAUCAAUUUAUAGUUUGAAUAUCUAAUUUCAAAAACAUCCAAUUAUCCAGUUAAUAACUGGGUAUACAAACCACGGUGCCAAAUGGCCGAGAGUCGCAAAGUUUUUAAUAGUUCGGCAGCCAAGUCAGGACUACAAACUUUAUCAGUUGUACUAUAUACGUCGUAAAGAUUAAGUUUUCAAAGUUGAUCUCAUGAAUUAAGAAAAUUCUUAUAUUAUGUGACUUAAACCUUAUGUGCGUACUGCAUGUGUAUUCAUUAUAUUAUAGUUAUUUUUAACUAGUUUUAUACGACACAAUCACUAUUAAUAAAAUAUUAAUAUAAUAUAAAGAAGAUAAAAUAAUUGGAAAACGAUUAAAUACGUAUUUAAAAAAGGAAAAUGUAAAGAAAUUCUAAACGGGCUCCAUAUGAUUCAUAACACUUUAUGGACAGAAUUAUUAUACGCGGAUUUUUGUGCAAAAAAAAAAUCAAAAUAUAUAAAUAUUUAUAAUGUUAUUUUUGCCAUAAUAUGUAAUAAAAAACGUAAAAUAUUUAACAUCAAAAUGUAUAUUUAAAAUUUUUAUCAUAUUAUAAAAUUCUGUAGAUAUAGGUUUCUUACAUAAAUUGUUUUUAUGUUAUUUAUUCAUCUUAAUUGUUUUAUUAUUGGAAACAACAUACAUUUGGAGAUUUAAAUGAAUGACGAUUAAGAAUCAAAAUUGACUUGUAGAAGCUGAAGAAACUUUUAAGGAAAUUGUUUAGGGUUUUAUAGGACAUUUUAUUCCCAGCCCUAGUCAUUACUAUAAUUUUAGUAAUGCCCCUCUCAGACUCAUUGUCUGGAUUCAACACUAGGUGGUGUAAAUUAAAUUUUCAUUGAUGCGUUAUCAUUUUUAUUUAGAAGAAUAUUUCUAAUUGCUUUUAUGGUUUUAAAAAUAACAUUUUCGAAGAGUAAGUAAUUUUAUUUAUUUUAGAUUCUGAGUGAAGCGAAGAAUGUAUUGGUUUUACAAUAUACAUUAUUUAUUUUCGUGUAGAAAUUCAUUUUUUUAAAUUCUCUUUCUCAUUUCAUCACCAGAAAAAAUUGGUUCUUAAAGUUAAAAAAAAUAAAUGAAGGAUUGAAAAUAAAUUUUUCAUUAGCAACCGUUUUUAUUUAUUUUUAGAUAAUAAGUUGAACGAGUAAUUUAUUGGUUUUACAAUGAUGUUUAUUAUUUAUUUUUUUUUUUUGAGACAACUUUUCUACUAGCAAUGUCGCUCUGAUUUACAAUGUUAGCACUUUUUCUGAAAGGAAAUUUGACUGGAGAGUUAAUAUAAGAAGGUCAUCUUUUGAUUUUUCCAUGAGUCUUCUCAAUAAAUCAGAAAAACCUGGGAAAAAUGGGAAAAUAGGUAAAAUAUAAGUUCAAAUAUUAUUAAAGAAAAAACAUAAUGCAUAUGUAAUUAAUUUACAUAUGAUAUAUAAUAAUAUAUAAUAUGACAUAUAUAUUAUACAUUUUACAGACGAACACUAUCAACCGAACUCCAAUCAAAAUGGUUUUUUCGUUAGCAAUGACUAAUCGUUGCGUACAUACAUACAUUAAAUGUCCCCUCUACUACCAUUUCAAUAUGUCACCUACAACAGUGCCCACCCCCCUCAUGGUGCAAAGCAUGGUCGUCCGGUUUUUGUUAUUAUUAUACAAUAUAAUAAUUGUUAGCUUUUGUCAAUAUUUCUGUUAAACUUAACACAUACCCACAUAUAUAUACAAAAUAUUUACAGAAUAUACUUAUUGAUAAAAUAUUUUAAAAUAUAUAAAAAUAGGUAUGUAGAGUAAAAUAUCUUAUAUUAUUCAGAGUAUUACGAAACGUGCUUAUUUUUAUAUCGGUAUUAAUAAAUUUGCAUUCAAUUAAAUGUAUGUAUUUGUAUAAAAGUCCGUGCUCUAAAUAUUAUUAUCGUCAUCAAUUUUCAUUUCAUUUGAUUUGGUUAAUGAGUACGUGUCAUGAAAAAACGAAUAAUAAUCUGCUAUUUAAGUUUCUAGAAAAUAAAUUAUAUUAUGCACUAACUCUAGUCUACUUGGUCAAAAAUAUUUUUAUUUUUUUUGUUUUUUUUUACACAAAUAAAACUUAAAUUGAAUUUAAUGAAUUUGUGUUACCCGAAGUAAAUUAUAAUACAAAAAUUACGUACAUAAUCUAAUGUAGUUUACCGAGUUAUGAAAACUUCGAAACUAAUAAAAAAAAAUAACCACUUCGGCUUAUAUUUAUUUCACGAAGUUAGUUCAAAUUUGAUAUAACUGGUUCGAACCGUCAGACUUUUAUACGAAAUAUUAUAUUAAAUUUUUUUCGUUUCAAAGGUUUUCUACUUAGACUUCUCGAACAUGGCGCUGACCAAUUUCCCGAUGGAAGUCAUGUAUAUGACCGAUUGUAAAAAACUCAAUUUGUCCUCGAACAGCAUCCGGUUAAUGCAUGGAUCUUCCUUGUGGGCACUGAGGGACCUCGAAGAGCUUGUAUUGAGCAACAAUUCUAUAGCGAAUAUUGCUUUAAUCAGCCCAGGAACGCUGUUGAACUACAACAAUAAUAUCAAGGUAAAAACUAAGUCUUUGAGCAUUUUAUUAUUGUCGUCUAAAUAGCAAACACAUAAUAUAUUUAUAUAAAUUCUGUAAAACACAAAGAAAAAUAAGUGGUCUCGAGCAGAAGCGUAUGUGUAUAGGAUUGUCCUGAUGGAUAGGGGGGGGGGUUAUACAAAAUAAACAUUUAUUUAAAUAAACUCGAUUUUUGUACAAGAAUUUUUAAACAACGAGUAAAAUAAUAUUAAUACACUAUUUUAUCAAUGGGUUCAUAAUCAUAAAAAUAAUUAAACACUUUUUUUUUCAAGUAUAAAGUGUCAUCACCUAUCUGAUUAACUUUUUUACAAGACAACAAAGCUAACUUUAGCUCUAUAACACACGGUAGUUUAUGAGUACCCCCGAUCUUAGCUUUCUUGGUUUUAUUUAUUUUAGAAUUAUAGAAUUUUUGGUCUUUGGCUACAUAAAAAUGCUCAGUGUAAUAGCCUUGAAAGUGUUCUCUAGAGGUACUUAUUAAUAACUAGGGCAGUUGUAGUAGUAACACUAUGCUAUCAUUAAAUUUUUUCUAAGAUUAGAAAUUUUUUUUAAAUUUGCUUUUUUUCUAAACAACUCACGUUACUCAUUCGAUCUCUACAUAAAUAUUAUUACUAUUUUUUUUUAUUUUUUUUGACAAUUUGCCAUUUUUAUUGUUUAUAAAAUAAUAAAAUAAAUUGGUGAAAAUACACAUACUAUAAGAUAAAUCAACCAAGUGUGGGCUAUAGUCACACAACGUCUGACCUGAGGGUUAGACAUUGUAUCUGGUGCAGUCGUGGGAUGCAAACAUAGUGCAGUGUCGUGGGACGAGAUUGAACAACAAAAUCCAAGCAACAAAAGUACUUAUUAGAUAAAGGUUAGGAAAAUGUCUAAUCUCUACAAUUAUAAUUGUGUAUUACUUACCGAUGAUUAUUAUCGAUACAAUUUAAAUUUAUAUACUGAUUAUGUCAAUCACCCUUAUUUAUUUUUUUUUUUUUUUGUGUAAAUAUGUAUCUUUAAAACCUAGAUAAUGCAAUUAUUAAUAUUAAUUUUUUUUAAUUAUAAAUAAUGUUACAAUUAUAAAUAAUGUUACUGUUGUUAUCAACAGUAAAAAUCACUAUAUAUUUAUGAAAGCAAAAUUGGACGAUUUUCAAUCCUUAAAAAUGGGAUCUAUUAUCCAAUAAUAAUAGUGGUGGCGCUCAGGGAUAUUUAAAGCAGCCUCAAAUAAACGAUAUCACCGAAUUGAGGCUACUCCACUAAAAAUCAAUAAGAUGAUUAUUGCACCUACCUCUAUUUAUUUUAUUCAAUCUUUUAUUUAUAUUAUGUAUACAUUUUGGACGUUAUGCCUUCUUAUGACAUAUGCUUUUGGCAUAGACCACUCUUGCAAAGCUCUGAAACCAAGGCUCUGAUUUUGAUUAUUUCCAGGUGCUGAAUCUGUCGAACAAUCCAAUGAUUGUACUUAGCCAGGAUCAUGAUUCGAUACUGUACAGUGAUUUUCUGGAGAUACUUGACCUAAGCUGGUGCCGAAUCGAGUCGCUAGUCGGACCCGAGGUGCUCAGUGGACUCAAAAGGCUCAAGUACCUUGACUUGUCGCACAACCCGCUUAAGCGGUUAGAUCAACUGUACACGAAGACACUGCAAAUAUUGAACGUCCGUGGCUGCCUGCUGAACCACAUCAAUAAUAGUGCCCUGGUCGGCUUAAAAUCACUGAAUGUUUUGGACAUCAGUCAAAACGAAUACCUGGACAUGGACUAUAACAACAUAAUACGAACGUCCAUGCUCGAGACGCUCGACGCGUCCAAGUGCUCGGUCCUUAGGCCCAAAUUGGAUGGCAUGACCAACCUCAAGGGAGCGUUUUUCAACGGCAACCGGAUCCGUGAACUCACCGCCUAUCAGUUUGCCAACAGUACCAAACUGAUCACUCUGGAUCUGUCAAAAAAUCACUUGGAAAUCGUACGUAUAGUGACAAUGCCCGGUAACAGGGUAUUUGAUCGAAAGCCAUACUGUGGAUAUAGAUCAAGUAAUCGAAUUCUAAUUUCGAAUAGUUUUUUGGUCAAAAACUAAUAAUAUAUAAAUAGCUUUGGCGAUUACCCGACAUAAUAUAAUAUUAAAUUUGUACAAGAAUUUUAAAGAAACAUAUCUCAAUAUUUAAAUUUAAAUUUUACAUAAUAUUUGUGUCAAAUUAUUUCACAUAAACGAAAAUUUUAAUUUUCUAUACCUAAUGUAAUUUUUGAUCACUCAAACGUUCGAUAAAACAUUUUUUCGACCGCUUGAAUUAUUUUCAAUUUCCGAUAUUUUUUAUAAUAUGCUUUUACAGGUACAUCACUUUGCGUUUUUCGGUAUGACUUCGCUGCUCUUCUUGGACUUGUCGUCGAACAAAAUCGUGGACAUCUCGUGGGACUUCAUGAUAGAGACCAACAUGCCACCGUUGGAAAUUUUAAACCUGUCGCACAACCAGGUAUCCACGAUCGGCAUUUUGAAAUCGAGCACUCUUCAGCAACUGGAUCUCAGCCAUUGUUUGAUCAACCAGAUUCCCCGUGAUGCCAUCUUGCGUCUCGACCGUCUCACCAAGCUUAAUCUGUCCUUCAACCCGCUGCAGACGCUGUCACUUGGCAGUCUUAACUCAUCCCUCCUGUCCUUGUUGGAUCUCAGUUACUGUCGGAUAUCGCGUCUAUCGUACGAGUUUGUCAACUCGGUCAGCCUCAGUGAUGUGCGGUUGACCGGAAACCGUCUGGUUGCGUUGAAAAGCGGUACGUUCGCCAAGUGUCCCAACCUCAAAUACGUCUAUUUGGACGACAACCCAUGGAGGUGCGACUGUUUCACUGUUGACUUUGAGUACAUGGCUUCGUUGAUCGAAAAAACCAACGAGAACUUCCAGGUCAAAAAGUUAGUGCACUCCACUCUAUAUCACUCCGUAUUAGCAAAUUUGCAGCGUAAUUUUGUGCUGCAUUAGAUUAGAUAAUAUUACGAUUAAAAACCAAUUUUAGAGAUUUUAAUAUUUAGAGAAGGUAUUGCAUACAAAUAUUAGUAUAUUCUAAAAUUCGAUAAACAUAACUACAACAAUGAAGUACAAUAGGUUUAGGUUGAACAUUAUUAUAUUUUUGUCAUAUUAUAAAAUGCCAUGAUUUUAUUUUAAUAAAUUGAUAACAUUUCAAAAAUAAUAUUGGUCAACACUUUAUUAUAACGGUUACAAUUUGAUAUUUUAUAUGCGCUGUCAUUUUUUUAUUCAUUUUUUUUGGUUUAUAGUUUAUUAUGAUACCCCAUACAAUCUUAUAUUUUCCAAUUACCGUUACUAAAAGCAGUUAUAAUUACACAUGAUAUUAACAAACAGCCAAAAUCAUUUAAACACCUACAUUUAAAAUAAAUUAGAGCCGAAAUUGAUGGGUAUGCCACUGCUGUAGGUGUGAAGUUGGGAAGGUAAGAUACAUAGAAUUAUUUUAUUUAUAUCUGUAUGCAACGAUAAAUCAUUGCUAAGGGAAAACGAUUCUGAGCGGAGUACGGUUAAGCAAUUUUUUAAAACAAAUCACACUGAAACACAUAUUAAUUCGUGAAUCGUGUAGUAAAACAGCAGAACUACCCGAAUUACCGUCACGGUUACCAAUUUCUAUAUUUUACCAGAACAAUUAAAAUUUUUUUUAAUCAGUUAACAAUUUAUUUUUUUAUUUUAAUCAAACACGUCUUAUUGUCCGUAUUCCUUUUUGUUGUGAGUUUCAAGCAAAUUGUUAAAAUACUCUUACGUUUAAUGUGUCGAUGCCGAUUAGGUUUUUUCUCUUAUAAUCUUUUGUCGUAUUUAUUUCUAUUCUUUAUGAACCGAAUUCGUGUAAUAAUUUUGGUUAUAAAAAAAAAAAUAUCAUAAAGAUCAUCACAGGAGUCUUGUUUUUUUGUUUUUUUUUUCUAAAAUUAUAUAGAUACUACACCAGUUUUCUUCGACCGGAACACAAUAUUAUUCCACCAUUCUUUAAAACUAUUAUGCAUCACAUUGUCUAUAUUAUACAUAUUAUAUUUAUACUCGUCGAAAUAAUUAUCUUCAUCCGCAUUCCGGUCAUUUUGUUUUUAAUUAUUUUGCAAAACAAAUGUUAAGCUUUUUUUGAACGUCACGCCGUACUGUAUUUGUAUUAUAAGUUUGUUUUUUUUGUUUUACUCACGUAUAAAAAAUAUGGCUUUAUCGAGAUUAAAAUGAGACUGUAUUCUCAAAAUGGGACGAAUAGCGUCCGGUUCGAAGUUAAUCGGGAUAACGAGACAUGAAGUUCAAAAAGGGGACUAUCUCGUUUAAAACGGGACGUAUGGUCACACUAAACUAAUUAUAACGACCAAAAUAUUAUGUUAAACACUGAAACUUACAAUGUAACUGGUACAAUAUCGUUUCGGGUAAUGCAAUUUAUUUGUGCGCUUUUAUCCCAUUAUACUAAUAUAUAAUCGGCUGUCGGGAAAAUAAUAGACGAUUCGCGUUUUUCUUUUUUUGAUAUCAUCACAUUCCUCGCUACACGCUCAGAAUAUAAAAUUACGUUUAGAUUUUAAGAAAAAUUACUCACAUAUAAAUUGUUUUUGGAUAUCAGUCCGCACUUCGUUAUUUUUUGUAAACGUUUUUUGUUUUUUAAUUCUUUCAGUUUCGACUACCGGGAACCGGUGUGCUUGAGCCCGGACAACGUGACCGGCUUGCCGUGGAACGUGGCGUGCAACAGCUCAGCGUACCUACUCAGCCGGGCGUUAAUCCGAAAAAACAUCUCAAUCGCGCUCGGCGUGGUACUGAUCCUUUGCGUAUCCUCCGUGGUGGUCGUAUUCGUGGCCGCCCACGAGAACAUGAGGACCCGGCAGGCGGUCUGCACGCAGAUACAGGGCCUGGACGACUACGAAGACGGCGAUCAUCACCAGGACUCCGAGUGGACGGACGGCGGCGGCAGCGGCAGACGGACUGCCGCGCACGACGAGUACGAGGCCGCGGCCUCGUCGGUCGCUAAGUUGUCGCAAUUGCCGACGUACGAAGAGGCAUGCAUGCUGUACAAGAAAUCUGUCCCGGCCCGCGUCAAGCGACACAGUUGCACGCAGACGGCCGACGUAUGCGUACCGGCCGCCGUCAACGACGUAGCGGCCACGGCGACGGACCGUUUGCUCCGGGACUACGACGACGACGACGACGAGAUGGCCGCCGACCCGGACAGUCACGGAGGCAGCAAUCGGUUGCCGUCCCAGUCGACGACGAUACCGGCCAAACAUCGCGUGACCCAAGUCUGAUAACCAAUAACGAAAUCGUUGACGGAACUCCGGACAAAAAUACCGUAUCAUAUCAUGCGUUCGGACACAUGCAUUCAUUUUUUUUUUGGCGAAUGAUGUUCCUGUAAAAAAAUCAAAACUGACGCUAGAAAUCGCGCGCAGAAAAAAAAAGGAAAAAAAAAAGAAAGGUCACAGCAGGUCUAGUUGUCGCCCGCCACUUGUAUCUCUUUGUAUAUAUUACACUAUCGUAAAUUAUAUCGUAUUAAUUAUAAUCACUCAGCAGUAAACCGCUGCCACCAUAACUUUUUGGGUCUCGUAAGUGAAGCUCGCGCACUAAAUGUUGAGAGGCUGUGCUAAAUGGGGUGAUAAGAAACGAAGAGGGACUAAGAGGAACGUCCUAGAUUCUUAUUCGGCAGAGUUUUUAUGGGACGAAGUAAAUUAAACGGGCGCGAUCUGUUUGACGAAAUGCUAAAGGAUAUAGCAGAAUUUUAGCCACCUGCAUAAUUUCAAUAUUUGUUUUUUUUUUUUUAAACACCUAAGUAUUUUUUUGUAUUAAUUUUUUACGAUUUGUUUAUUUAUAUAUAUAAUUUAUCUAUUUUUAUUUUGGCCACCUGUAUUUUGUAUUUAUUGUGUAGUGGAGUUCGGGAGAUCAGUACCAAAAGAAUUAACGUAUUUAAGUCAUAAUCGUAUUCUUUAUAACUUCUCUCCACCCUCGCGAUUAUUUCCUAUCCCCCUAUGCCGAUCAUCAUAAAUCAUAAUAAUAAUGACAAUAACAUUAUUGAAUUGGCUCCUGAACCCGUGCAUUCGAUGUUUUUACCAUUCUAACUGGCCCCGCCGGUUGGCACGCUCGGCAUUUAUCCCGUAAAUACGUUGGUUACAAUAUUAUGUUUUCGCGUACGUAUAUUUCUAAAAUGGUUAGGAAAGCUCUUUGAUCGUGCCGAGUUCCCGGGUUUCUAUAAACGUAUUCGAAACGACAAUUCGAUAGAUAUGUCUACAAUUUUGUAUACAUUUGAUAACCCGGUAUAUUGUACUUAUGUGACCGAAAUAAAUUAAAUAAGUAUCUUAAUUUGUAAAUAGUUCGAAUAGUUGACGGGACAUUUUUAAAACUUUUUAAGUAUACUUAUAUUUUGGUACCUAUUUAUUUUUAUUGUAAUUAUUAUUUUCUUUUAUGUAAUUGACUAGAAUGAAUUCAUAUAUCAUGCGGUGUUGAGACCCAGAUACGCGCGUAAAAUAUAUCUAAUAUCAUCUUUAGGUACAUAAAGAUAAUACAUAUAUUUUUAACUAUUUCAAAUAAAAUAACAGAUAUGAGACUAGUCUAGAUUAUCUAGAAUAUAAAUUAUAAAAAUUGUAUGAUGUUAAUAACACAUUUUAGCGGGGAGUACGAAAGUUGAAACGGUUAAAAUAAUGCAAACUGUAUAAAUCAUUAACCAGUAAUUUCGGACGGACGGACAGACACAACGGAGAUAUAAUUUGAUGUUAAAUGCUUGUUUUUUUUUUUUUCAUUAAAUCUAGAAACUAUAAUCAAACCAUACAAAAUAAUUAAAAAAUCGAUUUUUAAAUGAGUACCUACAAUUAUACCUUCUACACGGUUUGUUGUAAUAUUGACAUCCGAAUAUUAUAGGCACGUCAGUAUCAAAUUAUAAUUCUCAAUUUGAUAGCCUAAAAAUUAUAUUUUGUUUCGAAUAUUUUUUCUAUAAUAUGUUAGAUGAUUUGUUUUUCUAUUAGAGCUCUAUGUUUGUUGCGGAGCACACGUCGCCUCAAAACGGCCCUUUUCAGGGCCAAUACAUUUUCGUCUGUCGGUACAACCGACGACAGUAGGUGUCGGUAAUAAAAGGUAGUGGCGGGAUAAAACCAUACAUCGGCUACCACUAGUCACCGUGCACUGUCUCAUGUUAUUUAAUAGAAAUUCAGCUCAGCUCGAACACCAUAAAAUAAAUGUCUAUUCUAUGAAGUUUGGACGCGGUAUAUAAUAUUUUACUGUUAAUAUCGUUAAAUGUAUACUUUUUGUGUUUAAAAACUGGUUUUGUACUAUUAGUUUUAAUAUUAGAGUGUAUUAUUAGCUUAUUAUAGAAAGUAAGAACAUUGUUUUUGUACGCGGUUUUUUUUUUUCUUUAUUUUAAUUUUCGAUGGGAAAAUGUCGAUGAAAGAAUUUACAUAAUAUCGUAGGCCAACUCAAUGAUCACCAUUGAUUACAUCCGUGGCCCGAAGUAGCGUAACCCCCUCCCCUUUUAAACUGGACUCGCGGUUUUCUAAAGACGAAAUAUUAUGUAUUCUACGAGAACCAUUUAAAACAAUAUGUCUCCAAAAUGAUACAUACCGAAAAUAUUUUCCAUUUUUACAAUACAUGUAAUCUCAUUUUGCAUUUUUUUUUUUCAAAUGCUUAAAUUAUGCUACACUAUUAUGUUUACAAAAUAUUAAAACGAGCCCCUCCAAAAUUAUGUAGAACAAUAUUAUUCAUCCCUGUCGUUCGAAAAGUAACCAGGUGACAAAAAAAACACGUUUACGUGUCUUAUUUCAUCACUAAAGAUCGUUUAUGAACCAUUUGACAUAAAAUUGUUGAUUAAAACCAAAAUUGAAUAAUACGUAAAUCUGAAUUUAAAAUUUAAAAUUUUCAAAUAAUUUAAUCACUUUUCGAACGACAAAAACGAAUUGUUCAUAUUUUAUUUAUUUAUUCCUUUUUGUAUUCAAAAACCGACUUCUUUUGCAAUGGUUUUGCUUAUACUAUGUUGUAGUUAGUAG
This is a messenger RNA of Cinara cedri, 31043 nucleotides long. Lineage: Eukaryota; Metazoa; Arthropoda; Insecta; Hemiptera; Aphididae. The record is from the annotation of a GenBank genome assembly.